ACAUUAAAUCUGCUUUUGAGAUAUAGUUUUAGCUCUUUCUAUGCUUGUACAGCGCUGUUUCCUGAUAUUCUUAGUGUAACUUUUAUAAAUAGUUAUUAUUAAAACGUUUAAAUAAGUUUGUCAGUCUUCCUGGUAGUUCCUUUGCUCCUCACGCUACUAGAGUUUGAGGAAGAACGGGAGAGACGUUAGGUCUGGUUUCAACUGGUUUAACUCCCUGUGUGCGUGUGCGCGUGUGUUUACACUGGCGUUCAUAUAACGCUCUAGCAGCACGUGGAAAAGCAGACAUGUUCUGACGUAGCAACACCACAGCAGCAUGAAUCCGGUGCAGCAGUGACGAUAACGAUUUUACCGUCGGACCGUCACGAAACACAGUCAUGGCACUGUGUGGAGCCAAGAGGCCACGUUUCCUGGGGCCCAAUGUGUACCCAGAGGCCCCUGACGGCGGCUGGGGCUGGGCGGUGGCCGUGGCCUUCUUUCUGGUGGAGGUUUUUACUUAUGGCACCAUCAAGAGCUUCGGCAUCUUCCUCCAGGACCUGAUGACAGAGUUUGGUGAGACGAACAGUCGAGUCUCCUGGAUUGUUUCCAUCUGUGUCUUCGUCAUGACCUUCAACGCGCCUCUGUCGUCGGUCAUGACCAACCGAUUUGGGUUUCAGUUGGUCGUCAUGUUGGGAGGAAUUUUGAUAACUUCGGGUACCAUUGCCACCAGCUUCACCACCUCUAUCAACCAGAUGUACCUCACCUACGGACUAGUGGCAGGUCUAGGCUACUGCUUGACCUUCCUGCCCACUGUCACCAUCCUCUCCCAGUACUUCAGUCGCCGUCGGUCUUUGGUCACAGCUGUAGCUUCUACAGGAGAAUCUCUGUCCAUGUUUGCUCUGGCACCAGCCUUCUCUGCACUGAGGGAUCACAUCGGCUGGCGAAAAACUAUUGUGGUGAUUGGAGCGCUGCAGAGCACUAUCAUCAUCUGCGGAGCUCUGCUCAGACCCAUCAUCAUCAAAGACAGGAUUUCCCAAAAGAUGGAGUUAGAAAGUUUGUCCCCGAAGGAACACGAAGCUCUUAGUGCUCAGGGGAGUGAAGGUGUCCCAGUACCAGAGGGGUCAAUAACCAACACCAGCUCUCAGGCACAAGGCACUUCUUACAGUCUGGACAAUGAGCUGACCCAAGGCUGCGUCAGCACCGGAGACUUUGGUGUCCAGUCUCUGAAAGACACAGGAAGUGGCAGCACAGAGGACAAGGCUCUGCUGCAGAUACCUGAGGACAGUGGUGAAACCAAGUUGUCAGAAACUGAAAAUAUGGACAAAAAAAGGACAAAGGAUAAAUCAGAAGAAGCACGAAUGUCUCAGAAGGUUACCAAACUACUGGACUUCUCCAUCCUCAGGGAGUGUAACUUCAUCCUCUACUGCCUCUUCGGACUGUUUGCCACGCUGGGCUUCUUCGCUCCUCAGCUCUAUGUUGUGGAACUGAGCGUGAGUCGUGGAGUGGGGAGGGACCGCGCCGCCUACAUGCUGUCCACCAUGGCCGUGUCCGAAAUCCUUGGUCGCUUCUCCAUCGGCUGGGUUCUGACCAGGAAUCGACUCAGAAAACACAAGCUGUUGGUGAUUCUGGUGUGCGUGAUCAUCAUGACGGCGGAUCUGGUCGGGUUUACUCUGGUCAGGGAAUUCUACGGCCUGGCUGUUUGCUGCGCUGUGUACGGAUUCUUUAUGGGAACGCUGGCGUGCACGCACAUCCCUCUGCUGGCUGAGGACGACGUGGUCGGUAUUGACAAGAUGCCGUCAGCGGCUGGAGUCUAUGUGUUCAUACAGAGCUUUGCUGGAUUGGCUGGACCACCGCUAGGAGGUGUGCUGGUAGACAUGACCCAGAACUACGGCUCUGCAUUUUACUCUUGUGCCGCAGGCAUGGCUGUGAGUGCCUUUUUCCUUGGUUUGGUAAAACCAGCAAAGAAAGGUUUGCUCUGCAGAAAGAGGUUGAGCUCUGGACCUGCCCAAGACACAACAAACACUAAAAAAGAGGUGGAGUCAGAGGAACAGCAUAAAACAGACAAUACGAAGAGACCUCAGGAUCCAGCUUCUGUAGCAGAGACCAAUGUGGACCACACAGGAGCCUCAGGAGAUGAAGAAAAAGUCGUCCGUUUUGCCUAAAUUCCUUAAGGGAACUCCCAAGGCAUUAACAAAAUUCUAUCUUUCUAUCUAUAAAAAAGAUGACAUUCAGAAAAGGUCAAAUCAUAAAAGUUUUAAAAUGAAAAAAACAAAACAAAAAAACAAACACUGCUGUAACAAAGAUAUACAACAAAGACCUUGUCUAGAGCUCGACCAAUCAGGUUUUUUUUAACCUCACAGUAAUAUAUUAUAUGUGUAGUACUGUGCAAAAAUUAUAGGCAGUUUUUUUCUGUCAGUCAGCCAUGCUGUCCGUGCUUAUGUUGUUCAGAAUCAGCUUUCUUAACAUGAGCUACAAAUGCAUAGGCCCUAAAGAACAGAAUGACUGCCUAAAACUUUUGCACAUGCGGUAUUGUUAUCACUGGUUAAAAUAAGUGACUUGUCAACUCAGCUUUAAUCAUGGAAGCUAAUGGAUGAAUCACCUCAUUCUAUUUCCAUUUUCUCUGGGAUGUGUGCCUGCUUUAGACUUUAUACUAAGCUAAAUACAACUGUUUACAUAACUGAUCAUGACCAUGAAUGAUUAGCCUAACUACAGUGAAACAAACAAGCACACAAGAUAGUGGAUGAUCUGUUUACUGAACGUGAACUGCUGCUGAAUCUGUUGUCAGAAUAAUUAAAGAAGCUUUGUGUAAUAUUCCGGAGCUGUUACGUUACUUACGAGCUGUAAGUAAAGAAACACUUAUAUUUGUAA
Cynoglossus semilaevis (tongue sole) is the source of this 2844-nucleotide messenger RNA. RefSeq names its product monocarboxylate transporter 7-like. Lineage: Eukaryota; Metazoa; Chordata; Actinopteri; Pleuronectiformes; Cynoglossidae. The coding region runs from base 375 to 2138 and encodes 587 amino acids. Gene Ontology annotation, molecular function: monocarboxylic acid transmembrane transporter activity. The record is from RefSeq and is a predicted model, not a curated record. The transcript has 6 exons. Gene Ontology annotation, biological process: monocarboxylic acid transport; transmembrane transport.